AUGGCCUCGUCGGGAAGAACCUCCGCGAUGAUGGGCGGCACCGGAACCGACGCAUCACCAGCCAACAAUGUCGGUAUAACCGGCAAUGCUCCACGCAGAAACUCCAACGGCACCAAAUUCGCCGGCCUCGUCAAUCAGAAGCGCAACAGCAGCGACGCCGGUGCACAAGCGAGACGCCAGUCUUUCGCAGAGAUGAAGCCUGCGCCAGGCGUCAUUGGGAAGCUGUGGAACAAGUAUGUCUACGAGAUCUACUCUACGUAA
This is a messenger RNA of Drepanopeziza brunnea f. sp. 'multigermtubi' MB_m1, 261 nucleotides long. RefSeq lists its product as uncharacterized. The record is from RefSeq and is a predicted model, not a curated record. Lineage: Eukaryota; Fungi; Ascomycota; Leotiomycetes; Helotiales; Drepanopezizaceae.